CGGGACGUUGGUCGGCCUGGAGUGAAUGGAGUUCAUGCUCCUCUGAAUGCAUACAAAUAAGACGCAGGAAAUGUCUUCCAGUUGGCGGCGGCAGCAGCAAUAUAUUGUACGAUGACGAUGAUGAUGACGAUGAUCUGGAUGAUGACGAGGAUGAUGAUGAUGAUGUGGUUCUGGGUACCAAAGGCCUGGGCCUGAAGCUGGGCGGUCUAAGUGCUGCUGCUCUUGGCAGUUCAGGCGGAAGUAGCUCUAGUUCAAGCGCCCUAGGACCAUUAAUGGCUGGCGGCGGUAGCAAAGCCCAAUGUAGCGGAAAGGAUAUACAGACAGCUGAGUGUCGUGGAGAAUUCUGUCAAAUCGGCAAGGAUGAUUUCGAUUGGACCUUGUAUUUGGGUCUGGCAUUUAUUACCGCGGUAUUUUUUGCUUUUGGCGCCGCUUUGAUAUGUUGUGCCCGCAAGGGUAUUCGUGUCAAUCAACAUUACAAUAUGACCAGAACGGUUAUGGAUCCUAAAUAUUUACCUGAUAUUAGCAAAAAAGAUAUGCGCAUGCAUAUUGAACAGGCCAAUGAUAAUUAUGAUUAUGCCAGUCCGGGUCAUCGUUUCUUGCCACCCAGCCAUCAUGGCGGCUGUUCGAUAUCCGAACAUCAUUAUGAUGUACCAAAUUUGUCGGCCAACUAUGUCAAUCCCAUUGACGAUUUAAGUGUGGACUAUUUGACAGAUACCCCGGAUACAUCCACUGUCGAUACCUCCAAUUCCACCUACGAGGUAAAUGCCAAAAUGGGUGGCAGUGCAACGGGAGCAGUUUCUGCAGCCUCAAAGUGUUCCACCUAUGAUCAGCUGAAUUGUAGCGGAGGUUCUCUCAACCUCUACAAUGGUGAAAUAAUGCUUUACAUUCCAGAACAUUCAAUAGGAAAAAGCAUGCGUAAACAUGUCUCCCUAAUGUUGGUGAGCGAUGAAACUUCCCGAGUGUCUAUACCCAAUUCCGAUGCCCUACUCGUAUGCAGUACCAUUGUACAUUGUUCACCAAGGAAUUAUACAUUCCUCAAACCGGUCAUAUUGAAGAUACCCCAUUGUCUGGUCGAACCCAAUAUGUGGAAUGUUUUCAUUUAUUAUGCCGACAAUGAUCAGGAUGAUUUGAAUGUCAAUUGGCGUCGCAUUAUUGCUGUGGGAGAGGAGACCAUAAACACUCCCGUUUUUGUACAACUUGAACCUGAACAUGUCUAUGUUAUGACCGAACAGCUGGGACGUUUUGUUGUGGUGGCCGAACCAAAAAUACCCAAUGCAGCUGUGCAGAAUUCUCUGAAAAUGCGCCUAAUCGCCUUUAGUCAAUUUACACCGUCAAGCACGAACUGCUCGCUGCGGAUAUAUAUAGUCAAAGAUUUCCCAAAUAGUCGGGAUAUAUGCUCAAGUAUUGAAUCGAAAUUGGGUGGCUCGUUUAUGGGUGAAAGUGAAGCGUUCGCCUUCUAUUUGAAUAAUAGUGAUAUGAAUAUUCGACUGCGUAGCUCAGAUGCCGAUAUGUGGGACACUGAACACGAAGUCGACCUACACGAACAGAUAAUACCCUAUAAUCAUAUUCUCUCGAAUAAUUCCGUGUUACACUGUGAAUUUAUGAUCAAACGUAACGAACAGCUGUACUCGUCGAAUGAAUUAACUGUCGAUUUUGCUCAAUGUAGUGAUAGUCAUCAUUUAUACUCAGAAGUGCAUUCCUUUAGUAUAAGCCGACCGCAAAUGCCAACACCGCAGCUGCCGGGACAACAACAGACCAUGUCAUCCCAUACGAAUUCACAUCACUCACAACAUUCGUCGUUGGAGCGACAGAGUACGGUGACCAUGGAUCCACAUGGCAACUAUGUUAAUGAGGCCUCAAUGCCAUUGACCACAGUGCAUUUGCCUCGUGAUACGAAGAGAAGGAUUUGUACGGCGCUCGAUCCUCCGCGGGAAGAUGAACGUGAUUGGCGUCUAUUGGCAAAGAAAUUAAAUACGGAUCGUUAUAUUGCCUAUUUUGCAACAAAACCCUCGCCCACAGAACAAAUCCUAAAUCUCUGGGAAUGUCGGGCAACACAAAAUUCACAUGCCUCCCACACCAUUGUGGAACUGCUUAUGGUUCUCAAAGAAAUGGAAAGACAAGAUGUCUUAGAUAUAAUAACCGAAACUAUUGGUUCACUGUGGAUCUAA
Messenger RNA from Musca vetustissima, 2168 nucleotides. Its product is annotated as netrin receptor unc-5-like. The annotation marks the transcript as partial. Gene Ontology annotation, biological process: motor neuron axon guidance; netrin-activated signaling pathway. NCBI's taxonomy places the organism in Eukaryota, Metazoa, Arthropoda, Insecta, Diptera, Muscidae. The record is from RefSeq and is a predicted model, not a curated record. Gene Ontology annotation, cellular component: membrane. Gene Ontology annotation, molecular function: netrin receptor activity; protein binding. The transcript is spliced from 5 exons.